ACUCAUAACUCCUAUUAUGAACACCAAAUAGCUUACUUAGUUCAUAAAUCUACGAGAAACUUCCAUCCUAUUUCAACCUUUUUCUUCCCCUUCCUUUAAAACCCCGUCUUCAAGACUCCAAACUCCAAACUCCAAACACACCACAAACUCAAACCAUCUAUCUUCUAAAACCAAUACGCUGUUUUUCCCCCUUCUAAAUCAAUGUCUUCCUACAAACUCAUACAACUACUUCUACUAUCUAUAAUCAUCUCUUUAUCAAUUACAAUUACCCAAAUAACAGCAAAACAACACCUAUAUCUCCCCAUGACUCACUCCCUUUCAAACUCAAAAUUCAAAUCCUCCCACCACCUCUUAAAAUCCACCACCACAAUCUCCACAAAACGACACCGUCGCAACACCAACCAACAAGUCUCCCUCCCUCUUACACCUGGCAGUGACUACACACUUUCCUUCACUCUCAACUCUCAAACUCUCUCUGUUUAUAUGGACACAGGAAGCGACGUCGUUUGGUUCCCCUGCUCCCCCUUCGAGUGUAUACUCUGUGAAGGAAAAUACCAACCUGGUACUCUCACCUCUCUGAACGUCUCCAAAUCAUCUCUCAUCUCGUGCAAGUCACGUGCGUGUUCCACUGCUCAUUCUUCUCUCUCCUCUUCAGACCUCUGUGCUAUGGCCAAAUGCCCACUUGAAGAUAUCGAAACUUCGGAUUGUUCUUCCUAUUCUUGCCCUUCUUUUUACUAUGCUUAUGGGGAUGGAAGUUUAAUUGCUAAACUUCAUAAAGAUAACUUAAAAAUGCCCUCAAAUUCAAAUAAAAACCCAUUAAUUUUAAAAGAUUUUACAUUUGGGUGUGCUCAUUCAACAUUAGGAGAACCAAUUGGGGUUGCUGGGUUUGGUAGAGGUUCUCUUUCUCUUCCUGCACAAUUAGCUAAUUUAUCCCCUGAUUUAGGGAACCAAUUUUCUUAUUGUUUAGUUUCUCACUCCUUUGACUCUGCUAAACUUAAACACCCAAGUCCACUUAUUCUUGGAAAAUACAACAAAAGAGAUGAUUUUUUUGAUGAAAUUAAUGAUUCUAAGUUUGUGUAUACACCCAUGUUGGAUAACCCAAAACAUCCUUAUUUCUAUUCUGUUGGGUUAGAAGCAGUUUCUGUUGGGAAUAAGAGAAUUACAGCACCUGUGAAUUUAAGGAGAGUUGAUAAUCAUGGAAACGGCGGCGUUGUGGUGGAUAGUGGGACCACUUAUACUAUGUUGCCAACAAGGUUUUAUAACUCGGUGGCUGUUGAGUUGGAUCGGCGAGUUGGGAAGGUGUUUAAGCGAGAUAUGGAGACUGAGUCAACAACUGGGUUGAGUCCGUGUUAUAGGUUGCAUGGUGGGAAAGGGAGUUUGGGGAUGGUAGUGCCGAGUUUGGUGUUACAUUUUGGAGGGAAUAAUAAUAAAUCUAGUGUGGUUCUUCCUAGGAGGAAUUAUUUUUAUGAGUUUUUGGACGGUGGGGAUGAGAUCAAGAAAGGGAAGAAAGUUGGGUGUUUUAUGAUGAUGGACGGGGGUGAUGAUGCUGAGAGUGAGAGUGGACCCGGUGCGACACUUGGGAAUUAUCAACAACAGGGGUUUGAGGUGGUUUAUGAUUUGGAGGAACGUCGGGUGGGGUUUGCUCGUAGAAAGUGCGCAACUUUGUGGAAUAGUCUUAACCAGCACUAAUGUGCGCUGGUGGAAAUGAAGAGGUAGAAUAAGUUUAUUUUGGGGGUUGACUUUUGAAUAUUGGUCAACGGAGGUGUUGACCGCACGUGAGGAUAUUUUGAUAAGGUUAACCACAGUUUGUGCAUAGAAGAAAGUACUACUUUAAAACUUUAAAUUUAAAUAUGGUGGUUGAAAGGGGUGUAAAAAUUUGGCCUCAUUUGUAAGUUGCAAAUAUAGUUUUUUUUUUGACAAUUUUGUUUUUUAUUUUUUUUUCUAAAGCUUAAUUGUGUAAAAUAAUAAAAAAUAUUAUGGUAUAUUUAUUGUAUUAUUAAUAUUUAAAUUUG
Messenger RNA from Amaranthus tricolor (Joseph's coat), 2012 nucleotides. RefSeq names its product probable aspartyl protease At4g16563. Gene Ontology annotation, molecular function: aspartic-type endopeptidase activity. Lineage: Eukaryota; Viridiplantae; Streptophyta; Magnoliopsida; Caryophyllales; Amaranthaceae. The record is from RefSeq and is a predicted model, not a curated record. The transcript has a single exon. Gene Ontology annotation, biological process: proteolysis. The coding region runs from base 202 to 1689 and encodes 495 amino acids. Gene Ontology annotation, cellular component: extracellular region.